AUGCCGCACGUGUUAUUGAGCGAGAUAAAUAAGCUAUCGAUGCUGCGUGCUUUGGAGAGCGGACGAUAUCUGAGCAUGGCUUUUCGCUCUUGGGAUCUGUACGAGUUUCCGCUCUUGCAGAGCACAACCAAGCAUUCGUGGGCCAUCAAGACGGCUAGUCAGCUCGAGAAGCCGCGCUACGUCAUUUUCGCUAUGCAAACAGGUCGAAAAAAUAUCAUGUCUGAGGAUGCAAGUCGAUUCGACCACUGCAAAUUAACCAAUGCUAAACUCUAUCUGAAUACGGAAUGUUAUCCGUACGAUGAUUUGAAUCUAGAUUUUGAUAAAAACAGAUGUGCGAUUCUGUACGACUUGUACGCGCGUUUCUGCAAGGGCUACUAUGGAUACGAGUAUCUCGAGCCGAGUCUCACCUUUACAACUUUUUUACGUAAUGGCCCGUUCGUGAUCAUCGAUUGCUCUCGACAGAACGAAUCGGUCAAGAGUGGCACCGUGGACGUGCGAUUAGACUUUGAAUGUAAGGAGAACGUGCCCGCAAAUACAACAGCCUAUUGUCUCAUCAUACACGAUCGUGUAGUUCAGUAUAAUUACCAUUGA
Trachymyrmex septentrionalis is the source of this 591-nucleotide messenger RNA. RefSeq lists its product as uncharacterized. The transcript has a single exon. The coding region runs from base 1 to 591 and encodes 196 amino acids. Lineage: Eukaryota; Metazoa; Arthropoda; Insecta; Hymenoptera; Formicidae. The record is from RefSeq and is a predicted model, not a curated record.